AUGGCCCCUGGGAAGGGUGGGGUGUCCCCAUCCACAAGUGGCAGCCAGGAGAACCCUUCCCACUCUGCCACAUCUCAGUCCAGCCCCAGAGCUGACCAACAUGCUCUGCACUCAUGUAUCUCAGGGCCACCCAACUUUGUCCUCUGCCAUGCCUUCAAGCAGAAUCCCCCUCCAGCCAGAGCCUCACUGACCCUCAGCCCCCUCCAGCCCUGGAAGUGGAGCCUGGGCAAGGAGAGUGAACACAGCAACAGCAGCCUGGAGCAGGAGGUCUUAGCUGUAGUUGGACCCACUCCCAUCAACUACCAGCAGUUCAUGGCCCUGGUGUUUGCAGUGAGAGAGAUCAACAAGGAUGAGGUUCUCCUCCCCAACAUCUCUCUGGGCUUCAACAUAUAUGACAAUGCCAAUUGGAACAAGAGAGUUUCUUUGAUCAGCCUCUUUCUGCUCUCCACACGAGACCAAAUGGUUCCAGGUUAUAAAUGUGACCACCGGGACACUCUCCUCUCUGUCAUUGGAGGUGAUGACCCCAAAUACUCAAUGCCAAUGGCCUCCAUCUUCAGCAUCUUCAAGGUCCCACAGUGGAACUGGGUUGGGUUUAUUGCCUGUGAUAGUGACAACGGAGAACGAUUCAUCUCGACUCUGAGGCCAUUACUCUUGGAGAAGGAGAUCUGCCUAGCCUUCACUCAAAUGCUUCUUCCUUAUUUGCUGAAUAUCCAGUUCAACAAUGGUGUUGGAGAGGAAAUCUCCUUCUCAGAAAAAGGACUGGGAACUGUUGGUUAUGACCUUCUCAAUUGGGUUCGCCUCCCCAAUCGAUCAAUCGUCCUUCUGAAAGUUGGGGAAAUAAAUCCCGGGGCUCCCACAGGCCAGGAUGUCACCAUGCGAUCGGAUGCAAUUGUCUGGCCUACAAAGAAAGCAUCCUUUGGCAGGUGUGGAAGGAAGAGGUGCCAUGCAGGAGAGAGGAGGAGUGUCCCAGAGGGCAAGCAGGUUUGCUGCUACCAAUGCUCCACUUGUCCAGACGGGAGCAUUUCUGAUCAGACAGAUGCAGCUCAAUGUGAUCCUUGCCCAGAAGACCAAUACCCCAACAAGGUUAAGGACCACUGCAUUGCCAAGAAGAUCCACUUCCUCUCCUAUCAAGACCCCCUGGGAUAUGCUUUAUCCUCUUUAGCUCUUUUCUUUUCUCUGCUCACAAUUGCUAUCUUGGCGAUUUUCCGUAAAUAUCAUGACACACCAAUUGUCAAGGCCAACAACCGAGAUCUCAGCUACAUCCUCCUGGUCUCCCUUCUGCUCUGUUUCUUCUGCUCCUUCCUCUUCAUUGGUCGACCCAGGAAGCUCGCCUGUCUUUUCCAACAAUCUGCCUUUGCUAUUCUCUUUUCUGUUGCAAUUUCCUCCGUCUUGGCAAAAACUGUCAUGGUGGUUCUUGCCUUCAUGGCCACCAAGCCAGGGAACAAGACAAGGAAACUCUUAGGAAAACCCCUGACCAUCUCCAUUGUCUUAGUCUGUCCCCUUGUCGAAGGAGUUCUCUGUGUCAUAUGGCUGGCAACUUCUCCCCCAUUUCUCAACAUGGAUUUCCAUUCCUUGUUUGGAGAGACCAUCUUGGAAUGUAAGGAAGGUUCAAUUUCAAUGUUUUAUGCUGUCCUCUCUUACCUAGGUCUUUUGGCCCUUGUUAGUUUCACAAUGGCCUUUCUGGCCAGGAAAUUGCCUGACAGCUUUAAUGAAGCCAAGUUUAUUACUUUUAGCAUGCUGGUCUUUUGCAGUGUUUGGAUCUCCUUCCUCCCCACCUACCUGAGCACCAAAGGGAAGUCCAUGGUGGCUGUGGAGAUUUUCUCCAUCUUGGCCUCUGGGGCUGGUCUCUUGGCUUGCAUAUUUUUUCCAAAAUGCUUCAUUAUCCUAUUGAGGCCUAAUCUGAAUCGUAAAGAGAAUAUAAUGAGGGAGAGGAAUUGCUGA
Messenger RNA from Thamnophis elegans (Western terrestrial garter snake), 1941 nucleotides. RefSeq names its product vomeronasal type-2 receptor 26-like. Gene Ontology annotation, molecular function: G protein-coupled receptor activity. Gene Ontology annotation, cellular component: membrane. Lineage: Eukaryota; Metazoa; Chordata; Lepidosauria; Squamata; Natricidae. The record is from RefSeq and is a predicted model, not a curated record. Gene Ontology annotation, biological process: G protein-coupled receptor signaling pathway. The transcript has 7 exons. Bases 1 to 1941 code for a protein of 646 amino acids.